AAAAAAAAAAAAACUACACGAAAUCUACUGUACCCAUUUUUACCAAUUUUACCCAACAUCCCGAAGUGAUUCUACACUACGAUGGCCCCUAAUAAAAUUCACUCAACUGCAGAGAGGCUGAGUAUAAUGACCUAAAAAUACCUACUUUUGGCGUGACGAUUAUAAUCCAAGUAACUCUACAGACCACGAUGAUGAAAACAAUUAUCUUCUAUGCUGGUCCACAGGAGUUAAAAUUCAAUUAAGUAAAUGAUGAAGUAUCGCUUUCGAUUUACCGUCAAAAUUGAUGAAUAAUGAAUGAAUUUUGUUAACUCCGUCUUGAUACGAAUACUCAAAGUAGCAAAACAUUGGCGAUUGAUCAGUUUUCGAGCUUUUCAAGUAUAGUCUACAAAAUUUGAAAACACUUUUGAUCAUUUGAAGUAAAAUAUGAUGGAUUUUAUGAAAUAAUAAAUGCAAAAACGAAAAAUGAUCGAAGCCAAAAUGCAACUUUGCAAAGCUUCUCGAUUUAUCCGCCAAACAUUGGAUGACAUCACGUGGUACAGGAUCCGUAAAAUAUUGACGCUUCAUCUUUCUUCCCAAUUACUUUGUCCGUGACAACUUGAAAAAAAAUGUUUUGAUGAGAGGUUAAGAAACAUUGAAGUGACUUCAAGUAAUUGAAUAAAUAUGUAAAUAUUGUAGAUUUAAAGUGCAUAAUCCUUCUAAUAUCUAAUAUGUGUAAAAUUCUAGGGCUCACUCAUUUCCAUCAGUAGGAAUCUUCGGCAAAGAAAAUUUUUUCCCACCGCAACUGAAGGUUACCGUAAUAACAACAACAUAGUCAUUCAAAUUGAAUUUGCCUAGAAGUGUGUUUCGAAACCCUUCGAAGCUGUACGAAACCUUUGGCGAUAAGUAUUGUAAUUGAUUGGUGGAUGAAAUCUCGACGCUUUCACCGAAUAUUGACUCCAAAAAACUCUGUACAAACUCAUCGAUAAAGUCCGCAAUUCGUCAUGUCUGCAACACCAAAGCAAUUAUCAAACCUGCUUGAUAUUCUGGACGAGGAGAACCUGGAUACCAGUUUAGAAUCACUAUCUAAUCAGUUACACCAGGCGUUUGCAAAGGAGGAUCUCUUCAAAGUCGGAACAACCUUGUUGCUGCUUCUUCAGCACAUCGAUCUCCUGCCAAACAAUGUUCAGCGAAUAAUGGCGCUCGCUCUUCUCUACGACCUUUAUCGAGGCGAGCAACUGGCGUCCACGCCGUUUGCCACAGUGUUCAUCCAGGUAUUGAAGCCCUCGGAUGAGAGUGCUUCAGGUUCGGUGUCUCGGCCAAACUUCUCUGGACACAUCCCGGCGCUCUCCAGAUGCGAGAAGAACCUGCUUAGCCACCUACUCGGCUAUGGAGCCAAAGAGACGAUGAAAAAAACAGCGAGACAAAUCAUAGAAGAGAUGUCUCACUCGGCUACUCCUCUCGUCGAUCUCACUAGUCUGCAGCUUCAACUAGCCGAAAGGCUGUCGGAACUACCAAGUGUAAGCAAAUGUGGAAAUCCAGUAAUCCUCCCGGAUAUGGACCGCUCGAAAGCUGGCGAGAUAGACAAGAAAGUUGGCAGAGCUAUAGCGGAGAGUCUUGUGAUCGGCGAGCCACCUCUUUGUAGCCAAAGCUAUCGGCCAGAAUUCCUGAGGCUCACACCACCGUUGUAUCACUCCGCAGAUGAACUUGCAUGGAUGAACGUUGAGGAGCCGAGCCAGUUCACGGUUGAGUACGAUUCUUCCAUGUGUGUGUCUAAUUGUGCAGGGGCCGAGGCACGCAGGCUGAUGGGCAGAGCGUAUAAGAGCGCCUUGACGCUCCAGCAGCAACAGCACUUGCUUAUGGAGCUAGACGCUGACCCAAAACUCGUUUAUCACAUCGGUUUGACCCCCGUAAAGCUUCCGGACUUGGUUGAAAACAAUCCGCUAAUAGCUAUUGAAGUCCUGCUGAAGCUUAUGCAGUCCAGCCAAAUAACAGAGUACUUCAGCGUGCUGGUUAAUAUGGAGAUGUCCUUGCAUUCGAUGGAAGUUGUGAAUAGAUUGACAACCACAGUCGAUCUACCAACAGAGUUUGUUCACCUUUACAUCAGUAAUUGCAUAUCGACUUGCGAAACCAUCAAAGAUCGAUAUAUGCAAAAUCGUUUAGUCCGUCUGGUUUGCGUGUUCCUUCAGUCUCUGAUCAGAAACAAGAUAAUCAAUGUUCAAGAACUUUUCAUCGAAGUACAAGCCUUUUGCAUCGAAUUUAGCAGGAUUAGAGAAGCUGCUGCGCUCUUCCGGCUGCUUAAACAACUUGAAUCUGGUGAUAUCGGUGGGCUCAAUACCCCGCCGGCUAAGAGUAAGAUCGAUCCUUGCUGAAAAGAGUUAUUGCAAGUAAUGGAAAACUUGGAUUGUAAUCAAUAGUUAAGAAAUGGAUCAUCGUGGUAUUGCGCUUGGAAAGUUGAGAUGCUUCAGUUGGUAUACUCUUCAUGGAAAUAUUGAACCAAAUCUUCUGGGCCGCAUGGAUUCGAAUUUUUUUUUAACAUUCAAUAAUAAUAAGUAUUGACUGAUCAGGAAAUAUUCUGUUACUCAAUCGAUUUUUUAGCAGAAGAACUAGGUAAUGAGUUUUUUUUUUUUCAAGUCAAUUUUGUUUAAAUUUGACAAUAUUAUUAUUUUUUUUCUUUUUUUUUUACAAGUAUACGUAUAAUAAGUUCUGUUUUAUACAAAUUCAUGAAAUCAAUAAUUUUGAACUCUUUGUUCCAUAAUUAAUAUUUCUGUAAAACGUUUACUUACGUUAAUACACAAUCUUAGAAUUGGGCAAGGACUUCAUUCGAAAGUGUAAUAUCAAUAAAAUAUAUACUUUACAGUUAACUAGUUUCUCCUGGCUGUUAUUACCCGUGCAGAUAUAUUUAUAUACGUAUAUGAUAGAUGAAAUGUUAUGGUUAAACAGUUUUAGGAAAUAAUUUCCAAUGAUAAAUUGACUCUUUAAAUUAUCGCAAACAACGAAUCACCUAUAAAGUGAUUAGAACAAGUCCUGCAAUAAAUUUAAAACUUAUAUAAAUCCCGUAUUUAUUCAUAGGUAGAAACGAAAAUUUAGUCUACAAAAUUCAGUUUUUGCAAAAAAAGUAAUACGUCAAUGUUAUAUUUCAACAAUUCAAGAAACCAUCAUAUGUUAAUCACCAAUGAUAGUCUGAACAUAUUGCGAAUAAUGAUUUUAUCAGUAGUUGAUCGACUAUUGAUUUCUCAAGUGAAUUCAUAAAUAAUUGAAUAUAAAUAUUCGUGCCGUCAAUUUUCUGUAUUGUUAUAUUAAAUAUAUUUAUAUGACAUAGGCAUAACUGAAGCCAUAAAUGUGUCUUUUUACGGGCAAUACACAUAAAGUACGGAUCGUAUGGCUACAGAAAAUACAGGUCUUGUUUCAAGCUGGUCGAUUUUCUAAUAAGCUUACGACACUGCUUUAUAUUUCAUAUACUUUCUAUACCUAUACUAUACUUUCAACCUAUAGUAUGAUAUUUUAUGAUAUAUGAUUCGAGUCGUCCUCAGACGUGUAUCUUUUAAAUAAAGAUUGUUAUUAUUAUACACAACAUUUUUAAAAAUUAUCUUCCAAUUCCAAUCAUUUAUAUUAGCUCAGUGUUAUUUUAAUUACUAUUGUUACAAUCAUUGUCAACGUCAUCAUCAUCAUCAUCAUGAUUAUUAUUAUUAUUGUUAUUAUUACUGCUACUACUACUACUAUAUUAUAUACACGUAGAAUAUAAUUUGACUUUUAAAGAGAAAAUUAGUUGUACUCUAAUUCAUGUAUAGGUAUAACAUUACAUUAAGUGUUACGAGACCGCAAAUGGACUUUAAAAUUUUUAUUAGAAACCAAACUUGGUCAGACUGGAUUUGAUCCAUUUUAUUCAUGUGACAUAUCUGUUGUUUUCUAUGACCGUAAACUUAAAACCGUUACACCUUUAAAUUGUUAUGCGAAUUUGUACAAUAUUCUAUACUUUAUCCUGAUGCAAUCUCAAGCGGACGCAAAAGCUUGUGUAAAUAGAUCGUGUGAAAAGAAAUCAAAAAGAGAAUAAUCGUAUUCACGUAUGAAGAGGAGAAUUAAAAAAAGCUGUCGGUGCCAUUUAUUUAUUCCAUUUUAUUUUUAAUAUUUUUUUUAAUUUAAAAAUUUUACUUUUAAAUUCCCAAUGAUAAAUAACUAUGCAGUAAUUUUACAGUUGCAGGCACUUGCACAUUUUUUGAUUUCUCCUCUUCGUAAGUGCAACUAACAACAAUUUCGGAAUUUUUCAUCGCUCUGGUUAGGUGUAAAUCAAUCAAAUUUCGAUUGAACAUCUAACACAACAAUAUCUCACAAUCUUCAACUAAUUUUCAAUCAUUCAAUCAACGAAAGGUAUCAACAAGUACCUUUAAUUUAUGUACAAAAAUCCUUAAUCACUAUGAUGAUAUCUUGAGAAGUAUUUGAUCACUUCAUCGAUUCAAUUUAUCUCAGAUGCAAUAAUGCGGGUCAGUCGGAACCUCUUAGCCGUUACCUCGCACAUUAUAAAAUUGCGAAAGUACAACUAUGGAUGAGAUUUUAAAUCUUAUGGUCCCCGAUCACUCAGCAAAGAUGCCUCUAUCAGGUUAAUAUAAAUGGUUCUACUCGUAAAUUUUGAGUUAAAAAAACGGAGAACUAAACAUAUGGAAUUCAUAAUUUAUUGUUAGUCUUUUCAAAAAUAUCAAAUUAAAAAAAAAAAAAAAAUCAACUCCAAUUACAACGCCUACCGAUAUAUGAGGUUAAAGUUAGUACGUUGCCUUGAUAAAACGUUAGGAAGAAAAAUCAUCACUUUGCAAUUUUAGAAUGAUUUUGAAAGAGUUGAGUUUUAAAAAUAUGAAAACGUUUCUGCCUCGUUACGAUUUACUCAAUUUCGGACCAAAUUAAA
Neodiprion virginianus is the source of this 4873-nucleotide messenger RNA. It is a transcript of the gene Not11, whose product is annotated as CCR4-NOT transcription complex subunit 11. The transcript has a single exon. Lineage: Eukaryota; Metazoa; Arthropoda; Insecta; Hymenoptera; Diprionidae. The record is from RefSeq and is a predicted model, not a curated record. Bases 981 to 2348 code for a protein of 455 amino acids. Gene Ontology annotation, cellular component: CCR4-NOT complex. Gene Ontology annotation, biological process: negative regulation of translation; mRNA catabolic process.